UUCGCCCCAAUCCAAGGGGGGGGACUUUCAAUGUUCACAUUCCCAAAUAUGCUCUCGGUAGCUGAAGCUCUUUCUCAACCAAGCGUCAUGAUGGGAGUUGCCCUGAGCAUGACGCUGUACUUGACUUUCUUCUUUGGAGCUCUCAAGACCAAGUUCGCUACCACUGACAAGCAAAUAUCAUGGUUGUUGACGUUUAUGAGCAGUGGAGGAUUGACGCUUGCCUCCAUCCCGAGAUUCUAUCGCUUCUGGAAGUCAGGAUGGAAUAUUCAGAGCUUUCAAGUCGACCGCACACUGGAUACACUUGUUCUAUGUUACUUUGUUUCAUACCUGAUACUUGACCUAUGCCUUGGAAGCAUCUAUUAUAAGCGUCAGAUCAACAUUCUUACAGGAUGGAUCCAUCACUCUGUAUACACCGUCAUCACUAUCUAUUUCUUGCGCUAUCGUCUUGGCGGAUUCUUCACCACAGCGUCGAUUUUAGAGAUGCCAACCUUGAUCAUGGCUCUCGGCAGUUUACGAUCAUGUUUCAGAAGCGACUACUUGUUUGCCGCCACCUUUUUUGCAUUCCGUCUUGUUUUCCAUGCCUUCAUGAUCAAAACACUCAAACAAAACCAUCACAUUCGUUCUCUCUGGAUCGUCGCUGCAUCCAUCUUCCCUCUCCACUUGUUCUGGUUUCAUGGUUUCAUCAAACAGCAGAUGCGAAAGUAUAGAGCUUAUAUGGAGAAGAGAGCUGCUAGAGAACAAGAACAGCUUAAGGAGCAGAUGGUUGUGUCAGAACCAUCCACUUCGGCUUCUUCAUCAGCAACCUCUGCUGCUGGCCGCAAAGAAAUCAGCCGACUGCGCAAGUUUUUCGCUAAUACUAAACGCCUUUCCUUUGGCUCAUUGACUGGAGCCUUAUAGGUUAAUAACCCCUAUAGAAUCAGACUAGCCUACCUUCUUCGUUAUUAUGCUGCUUUCUGUCAAUGGUCCUUCUUCUUCCUAUUUAUGAC
Messenger RNA from Umbelopsis ramanniana AG, 986 nucleotides. RefSeq lists its product as uncharacterized. Bases 31 to 897 code for a protein of 288 amino acids. Gene Ontology annotation, cellular component: endoplasmic reticulum. The transcript has 3 exons. The record is from RefSeq and is a predicted model, not a curated record. NCBI's taxonomy places the organism in Eukaryota, Fungi, Mucoromycota, Umbelopsidomycetes, Umbelopsidales, Umbelopsidaceae. Gene Ontology annotation, biological process: lipid homeostasis.